Messenger RNA from Zootermopsis nevadensis, 3815 nucleotides. Its product is annotated as T-box transcription factor TBX20. The record is from RefSeq and is a predicted model, not a curated record. Gene Ontology annotation, cellular component: chromatin; nucleus. Gene Ontology annotation, biological process: heart development; cell fate specification; regulation of transcription by RNA polymerase II. Lineage: Eukaryota; Metazoa; Arthropoda; Insecta; Blattodea; Termopsidae. Gene Ontology annotation, molecular function: DNA-binding transcription factor activity, RNA polymerase II-specific; RNA polymerase II cis-regulatory region sequence-specific DNA binding.
AAACACUCAGAAGCAAGUUGAAAAAAAUGGCAGCGCCUCGCGGUGGCGACUGUCAGUUGUCGACCGUAUAGUGGCGCUCUAGCAGCUGUUAAAACGGUAUCCUCGCCUCGCGACAAGAGAUGAGACUCACGACGCGCGAUCUUCAUCCGUGGCCAAGAUAAUUCACACCCUCCGACUCCGACAAUCGCCCACCCACACGACAGCAUUCAGGUAAAAUCCAUCGUCUUCGUGACAGUACUCAAGUGUGUUCUUCAGGGUGAGCUCCGCGGGAGUUCUUAGUGCCACGCCCCCUCCCUGAAUGCUGGGUGGUCCAUGGAUGAGAGUGCCCAUCCGAUACUCUGGGCGGACCAAAGGAAAAACUGAGGAGGGGAUUCAGAAGAAUUAGAUCAACGUUUACGUGUCUUCAAACGUGGAAAUGUCGUUUUGUUAAGUAGUGUCUGUACAGAAACAGCUCCCGUGUGAGUGUCGUUGGUGAGUGUUCAACGUCGUACGACAACGACCACAUUCUGCAGAGAAGUUUAAUGACACUGGUGAUGACAUUUCGACCGGACGUCGACCCAUCAACAGAGAAAAACUUUUUGUUCUGGUGAUAGUCAGUGAUCAUUAGUUUCUCGAGCUAAUGGAGAAUAUUAUUUCAAAAAGAAAAUAAACCUUGUUAAGACGUUUGGAUAUUCCCCCCGGAAGAGACAUGAAAAAGAUAAACAGCCCACCAGCUGCUGUGCCGAAGACAUGCCAGGGCGUUGACAGACGGUUCAGGAAGCCGGCGCUGGGAACUGCGGGUGUAGGACUCUCUCGUGUUCCGAAGAACUGAAACCACGUGGUUCCUGAUCGUGAAUUACCGAGGUUCGAGUCUAGCUCUCCAUGUUGUUACAGACCAUGGAGGAGAACUGUACGCUCCGACCCUGCGCAACCGAUUUCUCCAUCGCCGCCAUUAUGGCGCGACACGACCGUCGCAAUCGAAACAGGCAGCUGGACGCCGCCGACGCACUAUCGCCACUAGAAAAGUUUGUGGAGACGACAACAACCUCUUCUUCAGUGGCUAGUAGCUCUCCUGAACCGACGACUCCACGAGCAAGUAAAGAAGACGAGUUAGAGGACGAAGAUCGUGAGAGUCCCCCUGAGAUCUCGUCGUCUACGUCAGACUGCAGUGCGGGACACUCGGGGAGCCGCGGCGGUAAGAAGUCACCUCCGUCUUCGCCGUCACCACCGAAGAAUCCACUCUUACAGGAACGCUUCAACUCCGAGGAACUGCGACACGUGGUUUGCCAUCUCGAGACCAAGGACUUGUGGGACAAGUUCAACGAUCUGGGGACGGAGAUGAUCAUCACUAAGUCGGGAAGGCGGAUGUUCCCCACUUGUCGCGUCUCCUUCACUGGGAUUCGGCCCGACCAGAGAUACGCUGUGUUGAUGGACAUUGUUCCGGUGGACAACAAAAGGUAUCGAUACGCAUAUCACCGGUCUUCAUGGCUCGUGGCCGGUAAGGCGGAUCCCCCCGCCCCCUGUCGCCUUUACAUGCACCCGGAUUCGCCCUUUACUGGAGAGCAGCUCAGGAAGCAAGUCGUCUCCUUCGAGAAAGUCAAACUUACCAACAACGAGAUGGACAAGCACGGGCAUCUGGUUCUCAACUCGAUGCACAAAUAUCAACCUCGGAUUCAUCUUGUGAAGCGUCACGAGUCAUCUGGAAGUGCUCCAAUCACGGACCUAGAGUCGGAAGAAUUCAAGACUUUCAUUUUCCCCGAAUCUGUUUUCACAGCGGUUACAGCGUACCAGAACCAGUUGAUCACGAAACUGAAGAUCGACAGCAAUCCAUUUGCCAAGGGUUUUCGAGAUUCCUCAAGGCUCACGGAAUUCGAAAGGGAGACAAUGGAGUCGAUGCUAGCUGAACAGCACUACCUGCGAUCUCCUCUCCGUCCUUUCACCGAGUUGGACACCCACAACAACAACCUAACCCUCGAGGAGAAAGCUCUUCUAGCCGCACGUUCUCAGUUAUUCCUGCGAGCAGCCGCGGCAGCUGCAGGUCCAUAUGGCCCUCUCAUGGGUCCCAUGUGCUCCCUAUAUGGGGCUGCCAGCGGUGCCGGGAGCGGAGGAGGUGGAGUUCCUCCGGGCAUGCUUUGGAGUCAGUGGGCAUGCCUGGGCCCGUCACUGCUCGCGGCUCACCAUCAGCAUGCUCAACACCUGGUGGCUGCUGCCGCAGCAGCCUCCAGCAACGCCGUGGCGGCUGCUUCUCACCAGGGACCACCGGCUCUGCCUCGACCACUCUAUCCCCCACAACUGAGCGGUGGACUCUCUCAACAUCGUUUCUCUCCUUACGGACCGCCAGCGAGUAGCAUCAGGAGAACAGUGUCUCCGGUGUCGUCUCCUGAUAGCAUCCAGGACACUUCCGAGAUCUCUUCUCACAGUCCUUCCUUGACGUAGGCGCCGACAACCCGCUAUUGUCAACGAGGUCGUAGCACAAUGGCAGCAUCCACGAAGCGAAGAUUUGUAGCCAGAAAUAAAGUGAUUAUAUAGUGACUGGUAUCAAGUGAGUACCACUGAAGUGCAGAAUCAAUGUUCUUCGCAAGAAAACCAAACCAUCGGACGCAGUGUCGUACAUUGAAACAAAGUGCGGUAUUUUAAUGACUUUUAAACAAAACUUAAUUAAUGAAACCAUUUCACUUCAGACAUUCAAUAGAUUUAUAGUGAUACCUACUAACAGUAAUUCAUACUUACUUCAAGAAAUGUAUUAGUAUAAAAGUGACGAAGAUCCCACCAACAGAGAAAGUCGCAAUGCCUUACGAUGGUUUAUUUCAGUUUAUUAGCCGUUUUGUAAAACAAUAAGCACCAUUGUACCCCUAAGGAUGGUCACGUGAUGCUCCACAAGUUCCUAAACUGCCUGUAAUUUCAUUAUCAAUAACGACAACAUUCGAUUUUGUUGUUUCUCCUGCAGAAAAUGGCGUUAUUAAGUAAAGUCAUGAAGAUUUCUGUCUUCUGGGUUAUUGCGCUGUGUAGUCUGGUCGAUGUUAACCAACGUUUCAGAGGUCAUACUGCCUCCGUCAUCAGGGCGAUGAAUAUGCCAAUUGGCAUAAGACAGAAGACAGAAAUCUUCAUACUCACCGCUGUGAGAACCUCAAGUCUUACAAGUAAAGUCAUAUUCCGUGAUUGUCAUCUAGCGGAAUAAUCAAAUAAAAUGACGAAGUGAAGAAAAACGUCUGGAUUGUCGUGUAGCACGCCAAAUAUUUAGGUACAGUACGUGUUAUGUGUAUUAUAUAAAAAUGAUUAGCUUUUAGAUGUACUUUCAACAAACAGUAUUAUUUUCACUUUGCCUGUUAUAAACUUACGCUAUGUUUAGUGAAACAGAAACUUGGACAAGUGUAUUUUAAAUAUUUGCUACAGUCCUUUGGAAAUAUACUACACUCAGUGUCCUCUGCUGUAUAAUACUCCCCCAUCCCCACUCUCUAGUUCUAAUUUAUCUGUCAAACAAAAACGGCUUAAUUGUUUUAUCUGUAACAUUCUUGUUGUUUAUAAAACAGUUGUAUAAAAAUAUGUAAAUUCUUUAUUUAUGUUCAAUAAGGUAUUUGAUAAUAUCUGAAUAGAUGUCCAUCUGUAAGUAUGGUAGAUUUUAAUUUUUAAUUAUAUGUUUUCUUUGCAAGUGUGAGUGGGUUUAGAUGAAGUCUGUGCCAGAAAGGACCUCAAAAUAUUCAAAUAAAUUGUUAUUUAUUUGGAGUUACUGUAAUUUAUUUAUAUUCAAAUAUCUUAGCAGAAAAUCAUGCCCAUGUAAAUAAGCAUGUUAAAUAAGGCCCUCAUGUUGCUUUACAUAAAUAAAUGACUACCCAAUA